Messenger RNA from Spathaspora passalidarum NRRL Y-27907, 3051 nucleotides. It is a transcript of the gene SLK19, whose product is annotated as Slk19p. The transcript has a single exon. NCBI's taxonomy places the organism in Eukaryota, Fungi, Ascomycota, Pichiomycetes, Serinales, Debaryomycetaceae. The record is from RefSeq and is a predicted model, not a curated record. Bases 1 to 3051 code for a protein of 1016 amino acids.
AUGUCCGAAAAAAAGUCCGAGGGUAAUAGCAUUUUAAAAACAUUAACGUCCAGCUCGACAUGGGUGUCACCAUUUAGAUCCAAUGGUGAGACCGAAGGUGACAAGUCUGGCCCUAAGAAACAAAAGGUUUCCUUACUUCAACAAUUCAAAGAGUCUAAUAAGAUUGAUAAGAUUAAGGUCCCCGAAAAGUUCACCAGACAUCCAACAUUAGAAGCUGAAAAGAGAGCUGCAAAGGAGGCUGAAAAAAAGGCAAAGGAAGAAGCCUUAGCCAAGGAAAAGGAAGCUAAGGAAGCUAAGGAAACUAAGGAAGCUAAGGAAGCCGAAGAAGCUACCGGAGAUGCAGAAGCAGAAACUGAAGCCGAAGCUGAAGCAAAGACGGAGCCAAUUGAAGGUGAUCUUAAAGAUAAAGAAGUAACUGCAGACAUAUCUAAGGAUGCAGAAGAUGAAGCCGACCUUGCCGAACAAGAAGAAGUUGAACCUGUUGCACCAGAAAAGCCAAAACAUGAUGCAACUCCGCUUGACAAUACAUCUUCGAAAUAUGACGAUGAAGAACCAGUUCCAACUGAUGCAAAGAUUCCAGCUGAUGUACCCGAAGAAAUUGAGGAAGACAAAGAAGAAGAGCCAGUUGCUGCAGAAGAGGAAGAAAUUGAAUUAGUCACUCAACCAACAACUACCAAAUCUACACCAGCUCCAUCAGCAACCAAAGAAAUCGAAGAUAAGCUCAAGGAAAAGCCAAUAUUAUUGAAGAAGUACCAAGAUCUUAGUUUAGCAGCCACUUCUGCUGUCAAUAAAGAAAUUGACGAUCCACAUCGUGAAAUUGAUUUAGGUCUGGGUUUGAAAAUGACCCAAGCUCAAUUGAUGGAGAUUGCAGCUAAAAGAGUAGCUCCUGUUCUUGCAAAUAUCAAUGAAGAAGUCAGCAAGACCAGACAAGAAGAUGAAAUUAAGCACCAACAAGACAUCGAUGCCAAAACCAAGAAGCACGAAGGUAAAUUACAAGGUGAAUUUCAGAAAUACUUGGGUAAGCUUGGUAAAAAGAAGGAUAAAUUCAACACCGAGAUUGAGGGCAAGCUUGCUAAUUUGACGAGAUCAAUGAAGGAAGCUGAUGAUACAGCUGUUGCAUUUGACAAGCAAACCAAGGACGAAAUUGAAACCAGUAAUAAAGAAUAUGAAGAUCGUGAAACCAAGGCUGUAGAACAACAUGAAACUGAUAAGGAAAACUUGAUCAAGAACCAUGAAGAAUUAGUCACCACCAAGAAGCAAGAACUUGAAGAUGCCAUUGCUGGUCACGAAACUACCACCCAAGAAAUUGAAACCUUGCAAGAACAAAAGAACGACUAUGAUAACAAAAACUCUGAACUUUUGUCCAAGAUUGAAGAAUUGGAAGCUAAAUUGAACGAAGAAACCGAAAAGUUGAAUGACUUAAAGUCUAAGCAUACCUUACAUCAAGAUGCUAUUACUGCCAACUUAUCACGUAAGGAUGAACUUGACAAAAACAUUGCUACCCUGAAGGAAAACUUAGACGAAAAGAAGAAAAAGCAUGCUGGUCUCGUUGCUGAAAUUGGUCUUCUCACCACUGCUAUUGGUGCAUAUGGCGCCAAACUCGCUUCUUUACACUCAGAUAAGGAACAGAGAGCAACUAGACUCGAUGAAGCUAAGGACAAGUAUAAUUCUUGGCAUGCUGAAAAACGUGACAUGGCUGAACAAGUAGCUCGUGAACACGAAAGAAAGAGAAUCGAAGCUGAAGAAGAGUACCAAACUAGAAAGCACCAAGAAGAGCUUGAAAGACAAAGACUCAAAGAAGAACGUGAACGUCAAGAACAAGAGGAAAAGGAAGAACAAGAACGUAAGCUUCAAAAGGAACGUGAAGAACGUGAACGUCUUGAAAAGGAACAAGCUGAAUGGGAAGCCAAGGAGAAAUUAGUUCAAGAACAACAAAAACGUGAAGAAGAGGAAAGAAGGAAGAACGACCCUGAAAUUCAACUUGCUGCUGCUAUCAAGAAGAGAGAAGAGGAACAAAAGAGAUUAGAAGAUGAAAGAGCUGAACAAGAUCGUCUUUACCAGGAAAGAUUAGACAAGGAAAAGUUGGAGCGCGAAUCUUUGGAACGUGAAAUUGCAGAAUUACAAGAAGAACGUGCCAAGGCUGCUGAAUUGGAAAGAAAGGAAGCUGAAGAUGUUGCCCAGGCCAAGUUACUCCAAAUUCAAAAAUUAAAAGACGAACAUGAUGCCAAGCUUCUGUUGUAUCAAAAACGUUUAGAAUUUGAAAACUUGCAAAAACAAAGAUUGUCGGAAGAAGUUGAAAACUUGAAAAAAAUUAGAGCUCUUCGUGAAGAAAAACUUAGAUUGGCAAAUGAAACCGCCAAAGAUCCAAAGGUGGAAGAAAUUAAGAAGUUGAUUCAAGAUAGGGAAUUGGAAGUUGAAAGAUUAACCAAAAAGAUUGAAUUAGAUCAACCAGCAUUUGAAGCACAGCCUUUUUUAGGGAUUAGCAAUGAAGUUUCCGCCCCUGGAAACGGAGCCAUUCCAAAGUCUAAAGACGUUGUAAAUUCAAAAGAGUCAAAUGAGAAGAAAAAUAUUGGAACUGGAGCAGUUGUUGGUGCUGCUGCAACUGGAGCAGCUGUAGCUAGCACUAUUGGUGCUGUUGCGGCACAGGCAAACUCAGCUGCUGCUAACGUUGCAAAAUCACCUUCUAAAGCUAUCAAUGGAAACACCAAGAGCAGUGCACCUCCUCCUCGUAAAGGAAGUCUUUCAGACAAAUUGAAACUGUUUGGAAAGAAAUUGACCGAAGCUUCACCAACCAAACCAUCGAAGCAAGAACCAGUUAAGAAGAAAGAACCUGUACCAAAAAAACAAGUCGCCAAGUCACCUAUUUCCUUACCUGCUGACAAUGACGAUGCAUCAUCAUGGGAAAUCCAGUCUGUUUAUGAAUUGGUUUCAGAUAGUGAGUUUGAGUCACAUAAGAAUGAUCCAAAUUAUUUUGAAGUUUCCGAUGACGAGUUUGAUCAUCACAAGACAUUGGAAAAAAACAAGAACCUUUUUGAAAGGAUAGCAACAUAG